GAGGAGGGACUGAGGGAGGGCUCUCUUCCGACCAGAGCUGCUGAUAGCAUUGAAAUACCCACAAGCUAGGUAGAAAUAAUUGACGAUUCUAAGUCGUAGAACCAACAAGAAAAUAACAUUACUGUUACAAGUGUUUCACAUCCCACUUCAAACACACUAACACGGCAUUGAUGGUAAUGUAUGCAAGGAAACAACCGAGACUCGGCGAUGGGUGCGACCGAAGAGAUUCUCAGCCCUAUCAGCAGACUCUCAAAUACUCAUCCAAGAGCCAUCCAGGAGGGGACCACCGACAUGAAAAGAUGCGAGACUCUUCAGAUGUCACUCCUCCCUGCAAAAUACUUCGGAGGUCUGACAGCCCCGAAAACAAACAUGUUGACAGCAUGGGGCACAGCAGAGCAAAGGCUGUCCACACACAUCGAGUCAGAGACAGGGAUGGAGGGACCAGUUAUUCCCCUCAAGAAAAUUCUCACAACCACAGCACCCUUCAUAGUUCCAACUCCCAUUCAAACCCAAGCAAGACCUCAGACGCAUCCCACGAACCUGGUGAUGACUGGUCAGAGCACAUCAGCUCCUCUGGAAAGAAAUACUAUUACAACUGCAGGACAGAGGUGUCUCAGUGGGAGAAGCCCAAAGAAUGGCUGGAGAGGGAACAGAGGCAAAAAGAGACAUCAAAGACUGCAGUUGUCAACAGCUUCCCCAAAGACAGGGACUACAGAAGGGAAGCUAUGCAAGCGUCAGCAACUCCAACUGGUUCCAAGUCCGCCGCGGUGGAGAAACCUGCUUCCGCACUUGCUACACAGUCUCAGUCGUCAACUUCGGGCUCGGGAGGCUUAAACCUUUCAUCAGGGCCACCCGGAUCAUCAGCCUCCACAGUGCCCGUGUCUCCGGUCCUGCAGUCGUCAAAUCCACUACUUCAGGACCCUCUGCUUCGCCAGCUACUCCCAGCACUUCAGACUGCUGUGCAGCUGAACAAUGCCAGUGUGGACAUGGCAAAAAUCAACGAAGUCCUCACAGCUGCUGUCACACAAGCUUCAUUACAGUCGAUGCUCCAUAAGAUCCUCACUGCUGCACCGUCAGCAUUCAAUAUCACUACUAUCCUCUCUCAAGCUGCUCAACUCUCCAACCAGGCAGCUCAGCAAUCGAACCAGUCGCCAAUGUCGUUAACUUCCGACGCCUCAUCGCCCCGUUCCUACGUUUCUCCACGGAUCAGCACGCCGCAGACCAACGCUGGUCCUCUAAAGCCCCUCCUCAGUUCACAGCCUGUCAUCUCACAACCAAAAGUGAGCACAAUAGUUGCAAAGUUGGCAUCUCUUCCACAGCCCACAUCCCAGCCGCCCCUCUCCAGUGAUAAGCAGCAGAGUUAUGAUGCCUCCAUGUCUUUACCCCCACGCACCCUACAGCGCCAAGGCAGUCAGAGGAGUCCCUCUCCAGGUCCCAACCACGUUGCCUCCAGUAGCAGCAGUGGUGGCAACAGCAAUGCCUCCAACUCUGCCUCAGUUCCCUCCAACGCCUCAGGAGCACGACCUUCAUGUUCCUUCACCCCUACCCUCGCUGCUCACUUCAAUGAAAAUCUUAUAAAACAUGUGCAGGGCUGGCCUGCUGAGCAUGCAGAGAAACAGGCUUCAAGAUUACGUGAAGAAGCUCACACCAUGGGGAGCAUCUGCAUGUCUGACAACUGCACUGAGCUCAAAAAUCUCCGGUCUUUGGUUAGAGUCUGUGAAAUCCAAGCGACAUUGCGUGAACAGAGGAUACUGUUUCUGAGACAGCAAAUCAAAGAACUUGAAAAGUUGAAGAAUCAGAAUUCUUUCAUGGUCUGAGGACUUCUGGCAGAGAGUCGAGGCAACGUUGGAAAAAUACGGGAUAAAGACCCAUUGCACAUAGUUGGAAGCUGGCUGGAGAGCAGUUCACUUCCUCUUGAGCCCAGUUUCGACACACAGGAUUUGCGGUUUGGUUUCCUUUGGACCGUUGGACUGGGAAAACUGAGUGGAGAAAAUAUGAAGAGCUGCUUUGGGAGAAGGGGAAGGAUGGGAUGCUUUACAAGUUCUGUAAAAAAACCCAUGGUGGAGAAAAAAAUGUAGAUUUCUUGUAGAUGUUAUUAUCUAUGUUGUAAAUAUGUUUUGUAGAUUGAAGCCAUGGAAAGCCAUGCCUAUCAAAGCUUUUGACAUCCAAACUAAUCAACACCUAGGUGGCUACAUGCAUUAGCUAGCCUUUCCUUCAUGUUAACGCAUCUGCAGACUUCAAGCUUGGUUCUGUCCGUUUAUAGAUCAUUGAACCAUGGAGCAUGUUUGGGUCCUGAGUGUAGACGGGAGGGUGUUUUCACACAUUUAUUUAGCCAGUAAAUGUACGUAAAGCAUAACACGCAGGUGUCAUUUAUUGUCUUUCCCCCCCUCUAGUCUAUAUGAACUGUCAACUUGACCUAAAUUAUGACUCUGGCUGAACUGUAACAUGUAGCCAGGCAUGAGGAGCAGCCCCCUCCCUGAAGGUCUAUCCCAUAUGCUCACUGUGGUUCAGUGAUCUAUGUGCAGCUUUUGGUGACCCUGCAUUACUUAGUCUGAAUAAAAAACAGUGCCUGGUGGUGUGGUGGAGUGACUGGUUUAAAAUAAUAAAAGUCAAAACGCGUGCGAGAAAAAAAAAAUUAGAGAUGUGAUGGUGUGCUCCUUUGAACCAUUCCCCUGCUCUGGCCUCAGCUCUGCUGCACCGUUUUCAAAGGCUACAUCUAUAUUACUGUUUUCAUUUAAGAACAUUCUGCUUCUUGUACACCAGCCGCCUACGUUAUCCUGGUGUUUAGGGUUCGAAAGUUGGAAGGGUUAAGAACCCCUGCAGGUUCUUUUUUUUUUCUGAGAACCUAAGUUCAAAUUAAUUCUCCCAAAUAUGUCUGGACAGAAUUUAGCUGUGAGCUCUGGAGUUAACUGCUAUCUAAAAAUUCCUCAAAACUACAAAAGAGAGGAUUUGCUUCCUCUUGAUGAUAGCCUGAGAGGUCAGUGCAAUGUCAUGUGAUUUUGGACUUUUGGUUUCGUACGCUAGCAGAUAGCUUCUGAUACAGAGCUAAAGGCUUAGCAUUUGAAAAUAAAACAGUAAUAUGAAUGUAGUCUCAGUACUUCUCACUCUCCUUUGUGAAAUUGUUUAUUUUUGUGUGGGUUUUCCUUCCUCUCUUUCCUUCCCCUUCCUGACUUUAAGCUACCACUGGUUCAUUCCUUUGUACAGACUCUUCACGGAGCGAGAAGCUUUUAUUUAUAACAGUUGUAGCGAUGAGCAGUGACUCACAGUGACACCAUGCAUUCUCGUUUGCACCCAGUUUUGGUGGUUGGAGACAGUUAUGAUGUGGAUUGCUUCGGUCAGUGCAGGGCAUCAAGAGGUCACAUGGUCAAAUGUGAAAUGUAACUAUUGUAAUAAAAAUAUUCAACUAAAUCGAGCACUGGUUAUUUUAUUGGAUCUUUAGGGUUUGGAUCAUACACUAGUGCCUUGUUGAAAGUCUUAAGCCUCGUUUACCUAAAAGUCCCACAUUUUCCUUUUCUCUGACCAACAGAAAGAUCCCCAGCAAGCAUGUGGCAUACCUGGUUGUUUAUCGUAGCACGUCCCAUCCCUCUGGUUUGGUCCCCAAUGACAAGCAGCAGGUUUCUGUGCCAGUUUCUUUUUCUUUUCUUUUUUUUUAGGUUCUGUUUCACCAUGCUAUCUCAAUUAUUGUCAACAAUCGAACUGCACCACACAUUCAGUAAAGGUGACCAUGUCAUUGCUUUGUAUAUUGUUUCCUGAAGUAUAUUGACAAGUGAAAUAAAAUAUGCCUCUCCAGG
This is a messenger RNA of Cynoglossus semilaevis (tongue sole), 3791 nucleotides long. RefSeq names its product WW domain containing adaptor with coiled-coil a (gene waca). Bases 171 to 1817 code for a protein of 548 amino acids. The transcript has 13 exons. Gene Ontology annotation, biological process: regulation of autophagy; positive regulation of TORC1 signaling. NCBI's taxonomy places the organism in Eukaryota, Metazoa, Chordata, Actinopteri, Pleuronectiformes, Cynoglossidae. The record is from RefSeq and is a predicted model, not a curated record. Gene Ontology annotation, cellular component: nucleus. Gene Ontology annotation, molecular function: chromatin binding; RNA polymerase II complex binding.